This is a messenger RNA of Gigantopelta aegis, 1365 nucleotides long. Its product is annotated as collagen alpha-2(VIII) chain-like. NCBI's taxonomy places the organism in Eukaryota, Metazoa, Mollusca, Gastropoda, Neomphalida, Peltospiridae. The coding region runs from base 1 to 1365 and encodes 454 amino acids. The record is from RefSeq and is a predicted model, not a curated record. Gene Ontology annotation, molecular function: protein binding. The transcript has 3 exons.
AUGAAGAAGGACGACGCCUAUUACCUGGAGAUAGAAGAGUCUACAGAUGACCAGACAAGACCCACGUCGACACCCAGUCAAUGUGAAGGACACUGGUCUCUGGAAGUUUCGUGUGCAGGCGUCACGGGAAAGAGGUUUCCUGUACGUCUGCCAGAUGGACAACAUGGGAAGCCAGGACCUCCAGCUCCACCAGGUCGCGAUGGCAAACCAGGAUCAGCAGAACAUCCUGGUUUACCAGGACUUCAGGGUCCGCCAGGACAAAAAGGAGAUUCUGGUCUACACGGAUUUCAGGGUCUGCCGGGGCAAAAAGGAUAUUCUGGUCUACCAGGACUUCAGGGUCCGCCAGGACAAAAAGGAGAUUCUGGUCUACACGGAUUUCAGGGUCUGCCAGGGCAAAAAGGAGAUUCUGGUCUACCAGGACUUCAGGGUCCGCCAGCAAUUCAGGGUCUGCCAGGACUUCAGGGUCCGCCAGGACAAACAGGAGAUUCUGGUCUACCAGUACUUCAGGGUCUGACAGAGCAAAAAGGAGAUUCUGGUCUACAAGGAUGUCAGGGUCUGCCAGGGCAAAAAGGAGAUUCUGGUCCACCAGGACUUCAGGGUCUGCCAGGGCAAAAAGGAGAUUCUGGUCUACCAGAACUUCAGGGUCCGCCAGGGCAAAAGGGAGAUUCUGGUCUACACGGAUUUCAGGGUCUGCCAGGGCAAAAAGGAGAUUCUGGUCUACCAGGACUUCAGGGUCCGCCAGGAAUUCAGGGUCUGCCAGGACUUCAGGGUCCGCCAGGACAAACAGGAGAUUCUGGUCUACCAGAACUUCAGGGUCUGACAGGGCAAAAAGGAGAUUCUGGUCUACAAGGAUGUCAGGGUCUGCCAGGGCAAAAAGGAGAUUCUGGUCCACCAGGACUUCAGGGUCUGCCAGGGCAAAAAGGAGAUUCUGGUCUACCAGAACUUCAGGGUCCGCCAGGGCAAAAGGGAGAUUCUGGUCUACACGGAUUUCAGGGUCUGCCAGGGCAAAAAGGAGAUUCUGGUCUACCAGGACUUCAGGGUCCGCCAGUAAAGUCAACGCCGACAGUUGCAUUCCACGUACAACUGAAAGGUCACCUUUACCUGGAAGAUUUUCACCGUAACCCAAAAGUAAUUCUGUAUGACACGAUUGUACUUAACAUUUUUGGUAGCUACGAUGAGAAAACUGGAAAAUGUACAGCUCCACACAGUGAUAUCUACAACUUCAUUAUUUUUAUGGCUGCUCAAGAAGGAAAAGAACUGGACGAGGGUGACAAGGUCUGGGUUGCACCUGUAGAGAACGCGCCACAUCUCUAUGGAUACGGAUUCUGCGACUUCUCAGGCCACCUCGUGUCCUUGUUGGACUAG